Salvia hispanica is the source of this 492-nucleotide messenger RNA. Lineage: Eukaryota; Viridiplantae; Streptophyta; Magnoliopsida; Lamiales; Lamiaceae. The record is from RefSeq and is a predicted model, not a curated record.
AUGGCCAACGGGACGCAGUACAACAGGGCAUACUACUUAGCCGAUGGGAUAUACCCUCGUUGGCCCGUGUUUGUCAAGACUAUCCGGCAGCCGGUUGGGCCGAAACAAUUCUAUUUCGCGGCCAAACAAGAGAGUGCUAGAAAGAAUGUUGAGCGUGCUUUUGGUGUCCUCCAAGCGCGAUGGGCCAUUCUACGGUGCCCGAUUCGACAAUGGCACGAAAAUGAUGUCGCCUCCAUUAUGUAUGCAUGUAUCAUAUUGCACAAUAUGAUAAUAGAUGACGAAGGAUAUUCUGCAGAGAACUGGGCACCGGAAGAGGGUGCUAGUACGAGUCACGGUAUUGCAACCGCCCCACUGCAGAUGGGUGUACCGCGUAGUAAUGCAUACUUGAUCCAACGGUUCGCCGAUAUGCGGAGGGAAACAUCACAUACGACACUGCAGGCUGAUAUGAUCGAAGAGGUUUGGAAUCGUAGGGGAGGAAGGGGUAGAGCGUGA